AUGGACGACCUCCUCGACCUCGACUUUGCCUCGUCGUCGUCGUCUGCCCCGCCAGCUCCCCGCGGCCGCUCGGCAUUCGACUACCUCGCGCGCUCGACCGCCUCAGCCCAGCAGCAGCAACAGCCAGCACGCGCACCAGCACCAGCACCACCCCGAGCUGCAGCACAGCCCCAGCCCCAGCCUGCCCGAGCACCGGCGGGCACGGGCGACGCCUUCUCGAGCCUGUUUGGCACGUCGUCGCAUCCCGCUUCCGCAACCCCGCCCCUCAGCAUGCAGGCCCGCCUCGAGCACGACAGCGCGCUCAAGAUCGGUGGGCUUGGUGCACGUGCGGGCUCGGGGGCGUCGUUGGGCGGGCUCGGUGGGGGAGCUCCCGGUGGGAACCGCUCUGGCUCGACGCCCCCGCUCCUGCAGCCGACGCAGCAGCGCGGCGCGUCCCCCUCGCCCUCCCUCUUGACCCCCACCUCGCGCACCGCGUCGCCCCUCUCGCCCUCGUUCCCUCCUCCUCCUCACACUGCCUCCCGAGCACCCGCACCCGCACUCGCACCGAGCGUCGCCAAGGGCGUGUGGGACUUUGACCUCCUGACGAGCGCCGUGCCCGUGCCCGUGCCCGCCAAGUCGCCCUCGCCAGCUCCCUCUCGCGCGCCCGCACGACCCGCACCCGCACCCGCCGCCGACGACGACGACGACCCGCUGUUCGACCUCGGCUUCGGAUCGGCGCCUGCCCCCACUGGCGCAGCCCGGCAGCCGGCGCCGCGCGACGGCGGCGGCGGCGACGACGGGUUCGACCUCCUCGACGCGUUCGCCGCCCCCGCGCGCCCCUCGCCCCCUCCCACCACCGCCGCCGCCGCCGACGCCCCUCGCCGCGCCACGCCGUCCCCCUCUGCGCCCUCGCCCACCCCGAGCCCGAGCCCGAGCCCGACCGCGCGCCCGCCGCCUCACCUCGUCGCCCACCUCGUCGAGAUGGGCUUCCCUCGCCGCGCCGCGUCGGCCGCGCUCGUCGCGUCGUACCGCACUGCGCCUGCAUCCGCAUCCGGACAGCAGAACGGGUGGGACCUCGAGGCGGCGCUCGAGGUGCUCGAGAAGGAGGAGCGGCGGACGCGGCAGCGGGGGGAGGCGCAGGAGCGGGAGCAGGCGAAGCGCGGCGAGGAGCAGCGCCGGCACCGCCCAGCUGCCACCGCAGCCGACGCGCCCGUCGCGCCGACCUCUCGGCCGCGCGCCCGCCCGCCCACCACCACCACCGCCGCCGCCGCCGCCGCCGCCGCCGACGGCCCGCCGCACCAGCAGCCGCUCGACGCCGCGCGCGUCCUGCAGGACCAAGCGGGCGACAUGCUCCUCUCUGCGCAAAAGCUCGGCUUCAGCAUGUUCAAGAGCGCCAAUGCGCUCCUCGGCGAGGGCAAAAAAGCGCUCGCGAGGAGGAUCGAGGAGCAGAGGGCGGCGGGAGCGGCGGCUGGAGCGGGAGCGGGAGCGGGGAGGGAUGGGAGGACGGGCGAGAGGGAGAGGGGGAGGGAGGGCGCCGCCGCGCAGCAGGGAGCGGGGAGGCCGAGGUGGUGGACCGAGGAGAUGGAGCGCGAGGAGCAGGAGGACAAGCGGCGCGCGGCGCGCGCCGAGGGCCGGGCGCCGCCGCCGCCGCCGCCGUCGUCGAGCUUCCGGGACGACGACGAGGAGGUCCUCCCCGCGCGGCCGUUCGCCGAGGGCCUCGAGGCGCCCGCUCCUCGAGCCCCAGCAGCAGCGCCGGCGGCGGGCGAGUACCGCUCGCCGUUCCGGCGCGCAAAGGCGGCUGCACCGCCCGCUGUUGCCGAGGCGGACCUCCUCUCGGGCGCACCCGCACCCGCGCCCGCUCGCUCGACGCCGUCGCCCUCCCUCGCGCCGACCACGAGCCGCGCCGGCGCCCCUCCCGCACGCGCCUCACCCUCGCCCUCGCCCUCGCCCUCGACCACCGCCUCUCGCGGGCCGACCCCAACCCCCACCCCUCGCCGCACCGGCGCCAGCGCCCCCUCCUCGCGCCCUCACCUCGCCAUCUCCCCCGCCGCCCUCGCGUCCGCCACCUCGCACAAGGCGCGGGGCAACUCUCACUUCAAGCUCGGCCGGUUCGGCGACGCGACCGUCGCCUACUCGCGUGCGCUCGAUGCGCUCCCGAGAGGGUGGGUCGGGCGCGUCCCGCUGCUCAACAACAGGGCCCAGGCGCGCCUCAGGUCGGGCGAGGACAAGCUCGCGGUCGAGGACUGCGGCGAGGCGGUCGAGGUCUUGCUCGGCGGCGGCGGCGGCGGAGGAGGAGGAGCGGGCGAGCCGGACCUCGCGGCGCUCGAGGCGGAUGGCGCCGAGCUCCCGCCCGAGGUCAUCGAGCUGUACGGCGGCGCCGGCGCCGGCGGCGGUGGGGCGUCGGUCGACCUCAAGGACCAGCUCGGCAAGGCGCUCGGGCGCCGCGCAAAGGCGCUCGAGGCGCUCGAGAAGUGGUCAGCGGCGCGCGACGACUGGGAGCGCGUGCAGCGCUCGGGCGACGAGGUGGUCCUGAGGGGCGCCGGCGGCGCAAAGAUGGUCGGCGACGGCGUCGCGAGGUGCAGGAAGAUGCUCAACCCGGCACCGCCCCCAUCGUCGUCGGCUCCGGGACCGUCUUCCACCUCGUCCUCGGCCCGACCCGCCCCGACUCGACCUGCCGCCGCCGCCGCCGCCGCCGCCUCGCGCCCCAAGCCCCGCCCCGCCGUGCAGGGUUCGGGCGACGCCGUGCGUGCGCUCCAGGCGCAGCAGGCCGCCGCAGCCGCCGAGGACGACGAGCGGCACGCGCUCAAGGACAGCGUCGACGCGCGCGUCGCGGCGUGGAAGGGCGGCAAGGAGGCCAACCUGCGCGCGCUCAUCGCGAGCCUAGACAAAGUGCUCUGGCCAGAGCUCGGGUGGAAGAAUGUCGGCAUGCACGAGCUCAUCAGCGAGGGGCAGCUCAAGGUGCGGUACGUGCGCGCGAUCGCAAAGUUGCACCCGGACAAGCUCAACGUCGCCAACACGACCGUCGAGCAGCGCAUGGUCGCCGCGCUCGUGUUUGCCGCCCUCAACGACGCGUGGAACGGCAUGAAUGUCGUGUCCGAUGAGAGCUAG
Molecule: messenger RNA, 3087 nt
Organism: Rhodotorula graminis WP1
Lineage: Eukaryota; Fungi; Basidiomycota; Microbotryomycetes; Sporidiobolales; Sporidiobolaceae
Exons: 5
Coding region: 1-3087 (1028 amino acids)
Cellular component (GO): mitochondrion; cytosol
Molecular function (GO): heat shock protein binding
Source: RefSeq, a predicted model, not a curated record